AUGGCUGGAAAGAGUAAUGAACAGUGGGCUUGUAAAUUUUCAAAAGCAAAAAAUGCUGUUGUUGAAGUUGAUGAACUUAUCUCUCGAAUUACGGAAGAUCAUAAAAUCCAGAAAAAGAUAGCAGAACCAUUAUCAAUUAAUAUUUUCACAACAAAAGUUAGCGAAGGUAAAUCAACAACAGGCUUAAAUGGUCAAUUUGUUUUUUCUCAAAUUCUAAUUGAUUGUCUCUUACGAUUAAAAUAUACUCAAACAGAUAAAACUGAAUUUAUUAAUCUUUGUAAAAAUGAAUACGAAGGUAAUCAUAUUGAGUUAGAUAAUCUUCGUGAAUUUGAGGAAGAAUAUUCAGCUGACAAAGUGUUAUGGUGGUAUACAAGAGAAUCAUUCUUUUACAAAAUCCUCAAUACAGCAUUGCGUACUCAAAAUAUUCAUACGAUCUUUUUAUUCCGUGAAUUCAUCUCAGAUAUUCAUUGUCAAUUACAGCACGAUCAAGUUACUAAUCCUUUACGAGUUUAUCGAAGUCAACUUAUGUCAAGUGAUGAAUUACAUGAUCUUAAGCAACACAUUGGACAAUUCAUUUCAAUACAGUCAUUUUUUUCCACCAGUAAAAAUCGUACAACAGCUCUCUUCUUUCUGGGCGAUACAACUUCAUUGAUUGAUUUGAAAUUGGAGGGAGUAUUGUUUGAGAUCGAUGCUGAUCCUCAAAUGGUCACUACUAAACCAUUUGCCGAUAUAAGUAAAUAUAGUCAUUUUAUCAAUGAAACGGAAGUACUUUUUAUGAUUGGUUCAAUUUUUCGUCUAAAAAGCAUUAAUUAUAGUGAUGAUCAUGUUUGGAUCAUUGAAAUGAGUUUGUGUAGUGAUAAUGAAUAUGAUUUAAAACAAGUUCUUUUGCAUAUGAAACAACAAAUUGGAAACGGAGAAACAAAUCUUCGAACAUUAGGAAAAGUACUAUGGACAAUGGGAAAAUUUGAUUUAGCUGAAGGAUAUUUUAAACGUUUAUUAAAUGAACUUCCAUCAAAUGAUCCUCUACUUAGCAGUUUAUACGAAGAUCUUGGUGAAUUGGCAUCACAAACAGGUGACUAUGAUAUGAGUAUCCAAUGGCAUCAAAAAUACCUUGAAGUCAAAAAACAAAAUGAACUACUUUUUCAAAAUAAUAGCAAUAUAACAAACAAUUGUAUAGGUGUAAGAUGGAAACAAGAAGGAAUUACUGUCGCUGGAGGCAAUGGUCGCGACGAUAACUUAAAUCAACUCUCUCAUCCUGUUGGUAUAUUCGUUGAUGACGAUCAAACUAUUUAUAUCGCUAAUAAUUCGAAUCAUCGUAUAGUUCAAUGGAAAUACAAUGCAAUAAUUGGUCAAAUUGUCGCAGGUGCAAAUGGAUGCGGAAAUCAAAUGAAUCAAUUUAAUGAGCCAAUAGGUGUAAUUAUUGACAAAGAACAUAACUCUUUGAUCAUUGCUGAUUCUGAAAACAGACGAGUGAUGCAAUGGUCUCGUCAAAACAAUACAAAAAAUGGACAAAUUAUCAUUGAAGAUAUUGAUGCGUGGGGUUUAGCAAUGGAUAAUAGUGGAACUCUUUAUGUUUCUGAUUUCAAGCAGAAUGAAGUGAAACGAUGGAAAAGAGAAGAAAAAACUGGAACAAUUGUAGCAGGCGGAAAUGGUAAAGGGAGCGAUUUCAAUCAACUUAAUUUUCCUACUUAUAUCUUCGUUGAUGAAGAUUAUUCAUUGUAUGUAUCAGAUAGUGAAAAUCAUCGUGUUGUGAAAUGGUUAAAAGAUGCAGACAAAGGAAUUAUCGUUGCUGGUGGACAAGGUCAGGGAAAUAGUUUAACACAGUUGUCUUCUCCUCGAGGAGUGAUUGUUGAUCAACUCGGUUACAUCUAUGUUGCAGAUUUUGGCAAUCAUCGAAUAAUGCGUUGGUGUAAAGAAGAUACACAAGGAGCGAUUGUUGCCGGUGGAAAUGGAGAAGGGAAACAAUCAAACCAGUUAUAUUAUCCUGAAGAUUUGUCUUUUGAUCGACAAGGAAACCUGUACGUCUCUGACCUUUGGAAUCAUCGUGUACAAAAGUUUGAAUUAAAUUCGAUUGAAAAUAAAUUUACUGAUUUAAAUAAAAGUUUGAUCGAGGAUGUGAUUGCGUAA
Molecule: messenger RNA, 2127 nt
Organism: Adineta steineri
Lineage: Eukaryota; Metazoa; Rotifera; Eurotatoria; Adinetida; Adinetidae
Source: the annotation of a GenBank genome assembly